Drosophila takahashii is the source of this 605-nucleotide messenger RNA. RefSeq names its product Cuticular protein 12A (gene Cpr12A). Gene Ontology annotation, cellular component: chitin-based extracellular matrix. NCBI's taxonomy places the organism in Eukaryota, Metazoa, Arthropoda, Insecta, Diptera, Drosophilidae. The record is from RefSeq and is a predicted model, not a curated record. Gene Ontology annotation, molecular function: structural constituent of chitin-based larval cuticle.
GCGACAGCACACAACACCCCACAUACCCCAUAUACCCAUCCAUCCAUAACUCACAUAGCCCGCAAAUAAAAAUGGCCACUUCCGAUCUGAUCCUGCUCUCCAUUUUCCUCCUGAGCGCCACCGUCACCCACCUCACAUCCGCCCAGCAGAUCAGGGAAAGUAACGAAAAGGAGCGGAGCGUGCGAUUGCUGGAUCGAUUCGAUAACCGAUAUCCCGACGGAAGUUACGAGUAUCGAUUCGAGCUGGACGACGGAACGGCGCGUUACGAGCGCGGAUAUUUUGCCAAGAUCAACGAUGUGAAGACCCUCAUGGUCGUGGGCUACUACGCGUAUCGGAUGACCGACGGGCGAUACAUCACCGUGUUCUAUAACGCCGAUCAAUUUGGCUAUCGGCAGAAUCAGUCGAUCACGCCGCAAGAGUAUCCCAACCUGCCGCGCUCCAUCGAGGUGCCCAUGGCCAGCGAUUCUGAUUCCGUUUCCAAUUCCCAAUCGCAAUCCCAAUCCCGGCUGGAGUCCCAUGGAAACCCCUCCCUCCCCUCCCCCUCCGCGACGACGACGACGACAACGCCCCGGGGGGCGGGGACGAGUCGCAGGGGCCGCUACUGA